This is a messenger RNA of Zalophus californianus (California sea lion), 1387 nucleotides long. RefSeq names its product translation initiation factor IF-2-like. Lineage: Eukaryota; Metazoa; Chordata; Mammalia; Carnivora; Otariidae. The transcript is spliced from 5 exons. The record is from RefSeq and is a predicted model, not a curated record. Bases 1 to 984 code for a protein of 327 amino acids.
AUGUGCCAAACAAAUAAUCAAAACAAACAGCUUAAUGAUGACUUUUUAAAUGUUCAAAGAAAGAAGAAAUUAACUGGUUUAGGAGAUCGGAUGCCAAAGUACAGAAAGGUGUUCAAGAAAAGACAAGUUUCACACUUUGACAAAGGUGUACAUACAGCGAAAAUUCAGAGUUUGCUUGACUCUGGGGCAGUGACCGCAGAAACAGACCAGGAAGGCGAAAACAAAGCCACCUCCCGCGGUCCCGUACCUGCGGCGCGAGGGCCGGGCGCGGGCCACGCACUCACCUGGGGCUCGGCGCCGCCGCAGCCGCCGCGGGCUGCGGGUGGGAACGGGGCCGCGGGGCGGGAGGGCGCCCCCGCAGUCGACCCGACCCGGGGCCCCGGCGCCCUCCGGCCGGUCCGCGCACGCCGCGGGGAAAGCAGGCGGCCGGGGGCGCCGCCGCGCGUCGCAUGCAGCUCCCGGCUGCGGCGGCCGCUGCCAAGGGUACCAGGGGACCCUGCGCUGCCGCCCCCGACCCCGCGACCCGAGGCGGCGACGGGAGAGACGCGGCGCAGGAGCAGAGCGCUCUCGGCGCGCCCCUCAGCGACUCUUCCCGCCGCCCUCCGCAGCGGGCUGGGUCUCCGCUCGCCUUUGUGCUGGCAUCUUCCUUCGUUCCCAGCGACACUCGGAGCUCCUCCGUCGGCUCCGCGCAGCCGCCCACCCCCGGGUUACGCCGCGCCCCCCGCGCGACCCGCCGAUUGUGUCGAGUCAGCACCAGCCGCGGCGGGGACGCGCGAAGCCAUGUCUCCAGCCCGCGCUCGAGAGGGCGGCCGGGGGUCCGGGCGCCGCGGCUGCUUGAAUCUGCUUGAAUCCAGAUCCAUCUGGAUCACCAGGUGUUGUGACAAUAAGGUGGAGGGCCAGACACCUUAUCAGCUAAUGAAUGUGUCCCUCAGGAUCCAGCACAGAAGUAUACAGGAUAGCCAUGUGAUCACUGCUGGCAAAUAGAAUUUAAGCAACAAUCUUGGUGUCACUUCUGGCUCUGGAGAUUAAGAAUCCAAUGUGACUUCUCUCAUUCUCUUCACCUUCACUGAAACCACAGAGCCCAUAUGUUGCAGUGGUAUCAUCCCAAGAUGGAAGGAGCCUGGAUCCCUGCACCAUCACUUGGAGGAAAGCUGACUAACUAACAUAAGACUGUGAUGUAAUCAAGAAAUAAAAUGUUACAAUAAGUAGAUAUGGGUUUAUUUGUUACAUCAGUCAGGAUUAAUGAUCCUGACUACAAUGGAAAUUGGUAACUUAAAAUAGGGUAUUGCUAUAAUUAAAACCUAAAAUAUGUGUCAUUUACUCAGGAGUUUGGUAGCAAGCAGCAAGGAAACUAAUAUUGGAAGCUAGAAAGAUGGUUAUAAUAAUA